Messenger RNA from Fundulus heteroclitus (mummichog), 10152 nucleotides. RefSeq names its product mucin-2. Gene Ontology annotation, cellular component: extracellular matrix. Gene Ontology annotation, molecular function: protein binding. The annotation marks the transcript as partial. NCBI's taxonomy places the organism in Eukaryota, Metazoa, Chordata, Actinopteri, Cyprinodontiformes, Fundulidae. The record is from RefSeq and is a predicted model, not a curated record. The transcript has 48 exons.
AAAGACUCGCACAUCAACCAGUUCUGCAGCACAUGGGGAAACUUUCAUUACAAGACGUUGGAUGGGGAUUUCUUUCAACUUACAUCCACCUGCAACUACAUCCUAACAUCCCAGUGUAAGAGCAGCUAUGAGAGUUUCAACAUCCAGCUUCAGCGACAGGAGGUGGACGGCAUAAUCAGCAUCAAGAAAAUACUGAUGAAACUUGAUGGGGUCAUGGUUGAGUUAGGCAAUCCUCCGAUUAAGGUCAUGAAUACAAAUGUCACCUUACCAUUCAGUCAAGGUGGCAUAUCAAUUGAGGAAACCAUGUCCUACAUUAAAGUUGAGGCUAAGUUGGGUCUGGUUCUCAUGUGGAAUCAGAAGGACUCCCUCUGGGUGGAGCUGGAUGCCAAAUUCAAGAAUCAGACCUGUGGCCUGUGUGGUGACUUUAAUGAAAUCAAGCUUUAUGAUGAAUUCAUCCAGUCAGGGACUUCCAUAAGUUCUGAUGAAUACGCAGAGAAAUGGAAAAUUGAUGGUCCCACUGAAACUUGUAAUGCAGUUUCUUCUCACACUGCAGGGAAUUGCUCAGAUGUGACCAACGUCUGCAAGAACCUGCUGGAGGGACCCGCGCUCCGCAGCUGUGGCAGCUUGAUCGACACUGAGUCCUUCAUCAAAGCCUGUACGAGAGAUUUGUGCACCUGCAAAACCAACGACAGCACAUGCUUGUGUUCCACUGUGUCCGAGUACUCCCGGCAGUGUGCCCAUGCAGGUGGACACCCGCAGCAGUGGAAGACAAAACAACUCUGUGAAAAAACAUGCCCUUUCAACAUGGAGUAUAAGGAGUGUGGUAGUCCCUGCACUGACACCUGCAGAUACCGGCAUAGAAAACAGCUGUGUGAUGAGCACUGCAUCGAUGGAUGCUUCUGUCCCCCUGGAACUGUCUUCAAUGAUAUCUCACAAAGUGGAUGUGUUCCUGUCGAGCAGUGCCCAUGUUUCCACAAAGCCCAGACAUACAACUCUGGGGAAUCAGUCAUGAUGGCGUGUAAAAAUUGCACUUGUUCCAAGGGGGAGUGGAGCUGCACAGAAGUAAACUGCCCUGCUAUCUGCUCCAUCCGAGGAGGCUCUCACUUCUCCACCUUUGAUGAUAACGCAUAUACUUUCCACGGAAAAUGUUCCUACGUUUUGUCCAAGGAGAAAUACAGUACUUUUACUGUGCUUGGUGAUUUUGACAAAUGUGAAAGAUCCGAAAAAUCUACUUGUUUGUCUGCCGUCACUCUGCUGUAUCAAAAUCAAACGACAAUUGAAGUUAAAGAUAAUGAUGUAGUCGUAUACAACCAACACGAAUUUAAACUUCCCCUUUUCCUGGAUGACAUUAAAAUCUUUAGCCCAUCCACAUUCUUUAUUGUAAUCCACACAAGCUUUGGGCUUGAUCUUGAGAUUCAGCUCGUACCGAUUAUGCAGCUCUACAUCAGAGCUGGUGUCUCCUUGAAAGAAAAAGUCAUGGGUCUUUGUGGAGAUUUCAAUGAUAACUCAGGGGAUGACUUUAAAACUACAAGUGGACUACUUGAAAAAACAGCAGUGGCAUUUGCUAACACGUGGAGGGCCAAACCAAUAUGCCCAGAUGUUAAAACUGACCUUGUGGAUCCCUGCUCUUUAAGCAUUGACAAGGAAAAAUAUGCAAAAGACCAGUGCUCCCAGCUGACAAGCACAAACAGCAUUUUUGCAGCUUGCCAUUCUAAAAUAGACCCAGAAGAGUAUGAAACCUCUUGCAUGUAUGACACUUGUGCCUGUGAAAACAGCGAGGACUGCUUGUGUGCCUCCUGGUCUUCAUAUGUCCAUGCAUGUGCUGCUGAAGGUGUAAUCCUAAAAGGAUGGAGAAAAGAUAUCUGCAGCAAAUAUACCACAGACUGCCCUCACACGUUUGUGUACAAUUACAACAUGACAAGCUGUGGUCGAACUUGUAGCUCCCUGAGUCAGUCGGACUUUAUGUGCGAGGUUAGGUUUACCCCCGUUGAUGGCUGUGGCUGCGAUGAAGGAACCUUUCUAAAUGAAAAAAGAGAAUGUGUACCAGCUUCAAAGUGCUCCUGUCAAGUAGGAAAAACAAUUAUACAGCCUGGGGACAAGGCCGACAUCCAAGGACAAGUUUGCUCCUGUCACGCUGGAAAAUUAAGUUGUGAAGGAGAACAAAGAAAUCAGACGUGCACCAGUCCAAAGGUUUUCUUCAACUGCUCCAAUGCAAAGUCAGGUGAAAAGGGAUCUGAGUGCCAGAAGAGCUGCCAGACAGUGGACACUGAAUGUGUGAGUUCACAGUGUGUUCCAGGGUGUGUCUGUCCCAAUGGCCUGUUGUCAAAUGGGAAUGGAGGCUGUGUGAGGGAGGAAGACUGUCCCUGCCCACAUGAUGGAAAAUAUUAUGAUCCAGGAACGAACAUCACUGUGGACUGUAAUAAAUGCACAUGCAAAAACAGGAAAUGGGAAUGCACUGACAACGACUGUGGUGGAACCUGUACCAUAUAUGGAGAGGGGCAUUACAUCACUUUUGAUAAAAAGAGAUUUGCGUUCAAGGGGGAUUGUGGCUACAUCUUCUCUCAGGACUACUGUGGAGACAAUGUGAAUGGUACCUUCAGGGUCCGGAUUGAAAACAUCCCAUGUAUUGGAAGUGAAAGCAUUUGCUCUACCAGCAUCACGCUUUACUUGGGGAGCAAAGAAAUUCUUCUGUCAGAUGAAAAUGUCAAAGUUAUCAGUCAAGGCAAAGGGAUGGACGUACCCUUUAAAGUUCACACUAUGGGUAUAUAUAUUGUCAUUGAAGCCAACAAUGGCCUUGUCCUCAUCUGGAAUAGGAAAACAACACUCAUGAUCAAGCUCAGCUCCACAUUCAAGGGCAAAGUCUGUGGCCUGUGUGGAAAUUAUGACGGGGCUAUCAAGAAUGACUUCACCACCGGAAGCAGUGAAAUUGUAAUUAAUCCAGCAGUGUUUGGAAACAGCUGGAAGUUAUCAUCAACCUGCCCAGAUGUAAACACAACACAGAACCCCUGCUCUCUGUACUCGCACAGACGUGCAUGGUCAGAAAAACACUGCAAUAUCAUCAAAAGUGAAGUGUUUUCUGCCUGCCAUGACAAGGUUGAGCCCGGCCAAUACUAUGAUGCUUGUGUGACAGACACAUGUGCCUGCAACACUGGAGGAGAUUGUGAAUGUUUCUGCUCAGCUGUAGGAGCAUAUGCAGCCGCAUGCAAUGAGGCUGGAGCCUGUGUGAAAUGGAGAACACCCACCAUCUGCCCUUUGUUUUGUGAUUAUUACAACCCUGAUGGAGAGUGUGAGUGGCACUAUGCUCCAUGUGGAAAAUCAUGCAUGAAGACAUGUAGGAAUCCUUCAGGAAAAUGUUACAAUAAGCUUCCAGCACUGGAAGGCUGCUAUCCCACAUGCCCACUCGAACAACCUUACUUCGAUGAAGUUGCUAUGAAAUGUGUGUCCGGAAAGGAGUGUGGCUGCUUUGAUAAAGAUGGAAAGCCUUAUAAAGACGGAGAUUCAAUGCCUUCUGGAGAAAUGUGUCAAAAGUGCUAUUGUAAUUCAAUGAUGUCAAAGUGUGAAUAUGAUGUGAAUGCUUGCACCUGUGUCUACAUGAAUAACACCUACAAAUAUGGAGAAAAGGUUUAUGGCACAACAGAUGGCGAUGGAACCUGUAUCUAUGGUGUUUGUGGAGAGAAUGGAACCAUUAUAAGAAAAAUAAUUGAGGAUUGCCCCUCAACUACGACUGAACCAACAACAGUCUUUAUUUUUACCACAACAGAAAGAACUAAACAAUCCAUUUCAACAAGUAAACCUAUUCCUAAUGUCACAACUCAGGCUGUUACUACAAUUUUGACUUUCUCAACUCCAAGAGUUUCAACAAAGUCCAGGACUACACCUUUGCCUAUAAUCUCAUCAUAUCCAUCUUCAUCAACCACUACACUAACUGAAAACCUCACAACUACAGUAACAAUCAAAACACCUCACACUGAGGCUAUGUCUUCCAGUCCAGAAACAUCCACAACAAUUACCACCACAACUGCUACUACUACACAAGAAUCAACCACAGGAAACUGUGAAAUUUGCAAGUGGUCUGAAUGGACAAGCAGAAAUUACCCUGGGCACAAUCCAGAUGAUGGAGAUUAUGAAACAUUGGCUAAUAUUUCUGUUGAAGAUUUGGGUGUUUGUAUAAAACCUCGCGCUAUUCAAUGUCGAUCUGAACCCUAUCCAGAUUUGGAUUUAAAGGAAUUAGGUCAACAGGUAACAUGUAAUCUUAAAGACGGACUAAUCUGCAAGAAUAAGGAUCAAACCAAAAUUUUUCCCUGCACUAAGACACCUGAAACCAUGACAUUACCUACUGAAAAAGUCACCUCAAAACCUCACACAGAGAAAACUACACCAACAAAAGAGACUGAGAAAACCUCAACUACAGUAAUUAUUACAGAAAAAUCCUCUACACUUCAUAUUGUAACUGCACCCCCAACCACAGGCACACAGACCCCCAAAACUGCACCAAUAAUUACAGGAAAGUUUACCACAACCCCUUAUAUAGAAACAUCUACCAAAGUAACACAGACAGAAAAACCAACCACUACUACAACUGUUACAGACAAAUCUAAAACACCACAACCAAAAACUACAACCCCAUCCACAGGCACUAAGACACCUGAAACCAUGACAAUACCUACUGAAAAAGUCACCACAAAACCUCACACAGAGAAAACUACACCAACAAAAGAGACUGAGAAAACCUCAACUACAGUAAUUAUUACUGAAAAAUCUUCUACACUUAAUAUUGUAACUGCACCCCCAACCACAGGCACACAGACCCCCAAAACUACACCAAUAAUUACAGGGAAGUUUACCACAACCCCUUAUAUAGAAACAUCUACCAAAGUAACACAGACCGAAAAACCAACAACCACUACGACUGUUACAGACAAAUCUAAAACACCACAACCAAAAACUACAACCCCAUCAACAGGCACUAGGACACCUGAAACCAUGACAAUACCUACUGAAAAAGUCACCACAAAACCCCACACAGAGAAAACUACACCAACGAAAGAGACUGAGAAAACCUCAACUACAGUAAUUAUUACAGAAAAAUCCUCUACACUUCAUAUUGUAACUGCACCCCCAACCACAGGCACACAGACCCCCAAAACUACACCAAUAAUUACAGGAAAGUUCACCACAACCCCUUAUAUAGAAACAUCUACCACAGUAACACAGACAGAAAAACCAACCACUACUACAACUGUUACAGACAAAUCUAAAACACCACAACCAAAAACUACAACCCCAUCCACAGGCACUAAGACACCUGAAACCAUGACAAUACCUACUGAAAAAGUCACCUCAAAACCUCACACAGAGAAAACUACACCAACAAAAGAGACUGAGAAAACCUCAACUACAGUAAUUAGUACUGAAAAAUCUUCUACACUUAAUAUUGUAACUGCACCCCCAACCACAGGCACACAGACCCCCAAAACUACACCAAUAAUUACAGGAAAGUUUACCACAACCCCUUAUAUAGAAACAUCUACCAAAGUAACACAGACCGAAAAACCAACAACCACUACAACUGUUACAGACAAAUCUAAAACACCACAACCAAAAACUACAACCCCAUCCACAGGCACUAAGACACAUGAAACCAUGACAAUACCUACUGAAAAAGUCACCACAAAACCCCACACAGAGAAAACUACACCAACAAAAGAGACUGAGAAAACCUCAACUACAGUAAUUAUUACAGAAAAAUCCUCUACACUUCAUAUUGUAACUGCACCCCCAACAACAGGCACAGAGACCCCCAAAACUACACCAAUAAUUACAGGAAAGUUUACCACAACCCCUUAUAUAGAAACAUCUACCACAGUAACACAGACCGAAAAACCAACAACUACUAUAACUGUUACAAACAAAUCUAAAACACCGCAACCAAAAACUACAACCCCAUCCACAGGCACUAAGACACCAGAAACCAUGACAAUACCUACUGAAAAAGUCACCACAAAACCUCACACAGAGAAAACUACACCAACAAAAGAGACAGAGGAAACCUCAACUAAAGCUAUUAUUACAGAAAAAUCCUCUACACUUCAUAUUGUAACUGCGCCCCCAACCACUGGCACACAGACCCCCAAAACUGCACCAAUAAUUACAGGAAAGUUUACCACAACCCCUUAUAUAGAAACAUCUACCACAGUAACACAGACCGAAAAACCAACAACUACUACAACUGUUACAGACAAAUCUAAAACACCACAACCAAAAACCACAACCCCAUCCACAGGCACUAAGACACCAGAAACCAUGACAAUACCUACUGAAAAAGUCACCACAAAACCUUACACAGAGAAAACUACACCAACAAAAGAGACUGAGAAAACCUCAACUACAGUAAUUAUUACCGAAAAAUCCUCUACACCUCAUAUUGUAACUGCACCCCCAACCACUGGCACAGAGACCCCCAAAACUGCGGCAAUAACUACAGGAAAGUUUACCACAACCCCUUAUAUAGAAACAUCUACCACAGUAACACAGACCGAAAAACCAACAACUACUACAACUGUUACAGACAAAUCUAAAACACCACAACCAAAAACUACAACCCCAUCCACAGGCACUAGGACACCUGAAACCAUGACAAUACCUACUGAAAAAGUCACCACAAAACCCCACACAGAGAAAACUACACCAACAAAAGAGACAGAGGAAACCUCAACUAAAGCUAUUAUUACAGAAAAAUCCUCUACACUUCAUAUUGUAACUGCACCCCCAACCACAGGCACACAGACCCCCAAAACUACACCAAUAAUUACAGGAAAGUUUACCACAACCCCUUAUAUAGAAACAUCUACCACAGUAACACAGACCGAAAAACCAACAACUACUACAACUGUUACAGACAAAUCUAAAACAACACAACCAAAAACCACAACCCCAUCCACAGGCACUAAGACACCUGAAACCAUGACAAUACCUACUGAAAAAGUCACCACAAAACCUCACACAGAGAAAACUACACCAACAAAAGAGACAGAGAAAAUCUCAACUAAAGCAAUUAUUACAGAGACACUUGCACCAACAAUGAAGACUGAAAAACCUACAACCACCAUAACAAUUACAGAGAAAUCCACUACAUCUCAUAUCAGACCACAUACCCCAACAAUAGUCACUGAACUCCCCGAAGCAUCUUCCCCAAUAACAGGCACGAAACUGUCCACAGCCACAACAGUGACAGAAAAAAUAACUACACCACAUAUCGAAGUCACUACUCAAACAACAGGCACUAAAAAAGAAGAAACCACAACAACAAUUCUAGAGGAGUCCACCACAAUUACUGGAAAACCCACAACACCAUGGAGGACAACUGUUUCUUCAACUACGAUCAAAACAACAGAGAGACAUGGUGUUGAAAGUACAACUGGAGAAUUUUCAACACCUGGCCAAACCACUGUGUGCUCCUGCAAAUACAUGAAUCUUACUUUCUCACCGGGUAGCUUCAUGUACAACAAAACUGAUGGAGAAGGCUGGUGUUUCACUGCAUACUGCAAUUUGACAUGCGGUGUAGAAAAGCAUGUCAGACCAUGUCACACUACAACUCCACCAAGUGCUCCAGCUACCACAACAAGUCCUGGUGCUACAACAACCAUUGGUUCAACAACACCUAAAAGGACUGACUGUUCGUUUCUUACACCGCCGAGAAAGGACGGUGAAUCCUGGAGUUCAGACAAAUGCACCAAAAGCACCUGUAAAGAUGGCAAAGUGAUCAAUGAGUAUGUGCCAUGUAAAACAACACCCAUACCCGUUUGUGAUAACAAGUAUGAACCUGUUAAGAUUUAUGAUGAAGGAGGCUGUUGUUUUCACUAUGAGUGCAAAUGUAUUUGUUCUGGCUGGGGAGAUCCGCAUUACAAAACAUUCGAUGGUCAAUAUUAUAGUUUCCAGAAGAACUGCACGUACGUCUUGGUCAAAGAGAUAAAUCCCAGAUACAAUUUAACAGUUCUCAUCGACAAUGAAAAUUGUGAUUCCUCUGGAACUGUGACGUGCCCCAAAUCUUUGAUUGUAUAUUACAAAAAUGAUAAAGUCACACUCUCACAAACGAGAAAGCCGAGAACUCAGAACCUGGUUUUGAUUAAUGGCACUAAAGUGACUCCAACCUACUCAAAUGAUGACUUCAUUAUUACAGCUUCAGCAAUUCAGAUGGUUAUGAAAAUCCCAAAGAUUGAAGGCAUUAUUACAUUCACAGGUCUUACAUUCAGCAUUGACUUGCCAUUUUCACUUUUUCACCACAACACAGAGGGGCAAUGUGGUGUCUGUGACAAUAAUACCAGUAAUGACUGCAGGUUACCAAAUGGUGAGAUCCAUCCAUUGUGCUCUGACAUGGCAUACACGUGGCGCGUAAAUGAUACGAAUAAGCCAUAUUGUGAUAGGCCGCCUUCUACACCCCCACCUUCAACAGGACCACCAACAACACCAUGCAAAUCCACUCUCUGUGAAAUAAUAAAGCAUGAGAUGUUCAAGGAAUGUCACAACAAAAUACCAUAUGAGUCAUUUUAUGAAGCUUGUAAAUUUGAUAUUUGCAACAUGCCAAAUUCCAGCAUUGGUUGCUCCAGUCUGGAGACAUAUGCAAUGAUGUGUGCUAGUGCAUCUGUUUGCAUAGAAUGGAGGAACCUGACCAAAGGACAGUGUGAUUACAAAUGUCCAAACCAUAAAGUCUACAAGCCUUGUGGACCAACUACUGUAGAGACUUGCAAUACAGGAUACAAUAACAAGCUCAAACAGGAGUGUAAAGGAGCAGAAGCUGUUUGCAGUGGAAUAACAGAGGGAUGUUUCUGCCCUGAGGGGAAGAUUUUGUUUGGUCCAGGCUCUGAUGUCUGUGUCUCAUCCUGUUGCUCUGGACCUGAUGGUGAACCUAAACAGAUUGGAGACACAUGGAAAAGUGAUUGCAAGCAGUGCAGUUGUGACAAGGACACUCUGAGUGUUUUGUGUGAGCCCCUGGUGUGCCCCACACAAGAACCAAUAAAAUGCACAGAGAUCGGCGAGGUGUUGGUAAACCGAACAGUUAACUGCUGCCAGGAACUGAAGUGUGAGUGUGAUAAGAACCGCUGCCCAUUACCAAUGGUGGUUUGUGAACCUGGCUUUGAGAUAAAGGUCAAUGUCUCCAAUGAACGCUGCUGCCCCACCUACGACUGUAUACCAAAACAUGUAUGCGUCUACAAUAACACGGAGUACAGGCCAGGUACUGACUUCUCCAAAAGCCCAUGUGAACACUGUCACUGUACCGAUGAAAAGGAUCCCAAGACUAAUCUGAACACCGUGGAGUGUAACCAAAUACAGUGUUACAUCGUUUGUAAAGAGGGUUACGUGCAUGUAGAUCAGCCUGGACAAUGCUGUGGGUCGUGUAUACAGACAAGCUGUAUAUUUGAUGUCCCGGGCUUGAAUUCUCCAGUAAUUCUUAAGCCUUCACAGUCGUUUUCACCACCAAACGACAAGUGUACCACAUAUGAUUGCCGGAAGGUGAAGGAUGAGUUCAUGGUUCUCAGAAACCAAACUUCAUGCCCUGUGUUUGAUCCAGAAAACUGCGUUCCAGGAACAGAAACGAGUGACAUGAACGGAUGCUGCAAAACCUGUACACCUCGUUACACCUGUCAGCUGCACAGGAACACCACCAAACUGUACACAAAGGAUUGCGAGUCAGUUGAGCCAGUGGAGCUCACGUCCUGUAAGGGAUCCUGUGAAACAUCUUCAUCAAUGUACUCAGCAGAGGCCAACAGUCUCAUGCAUUCGUGUACCUGCUGUCGAGAGAUUACCACCAGCAAGAAAGAAGUGGAGAUGAAGUGUCAAAAUGGCAGCAAAAUUAAACAUGCAUACGUUUCAAUUGAAAAGUGUGGCUGCCAAGCUGCUGAAUGUAAAGAGUGGGCCAAACGCUAACGGGAAACUGAAUAAUUAUUUGUUACAGCCUCUAUAUGGGCUUGCACACUAAUGCUUUGGGGAGGGAAAUGCAGCCCUGUGGAUUAAAGUGAUCCAAAGGGGUUUUGAAAAAUGCAACAUUUCUCUUUAACUUUCAAUGCAUGUUUGAUUUUGAGCAGCAGUAAAUUGCUGCGUCCGCUGUCUCCAACUUCUUUCUUUUGAUUCAAUAAAAUUCUUAUCCAGCAAUAA